This is a messenger RNA of Patella vulgata (common limpet), 1340 nucleotides long. Its product is annotated as organic cation transporter protein. Lineage: Eukaryota; Metazoa; Mollusca; Gastropoda; Patellidae. Gene Ontology annotation, cellular component: membrane. Gene Ontology annotation, biological process: transmembrane transport. The transcript has 6 exons. Bases 44 to 1003 code for a protein of 319 amino acids. The record is from RefSeq and is a predicted model, not a curated record. Gene Ontology annotation, molecular function: transmembrane transporter activity.
CACUGGUGUAAUAUCUAACUUAACAUGGUGUCUUGGUUUGUUCAUGAUUUCAUUAUUUGGCUAUCUCAUCAGAAAUUGGCGAUAUUUACAUCUUACUGCUGCUAUCUUUUCAACGCAUCUCUUGUUCUUUUUUCUAAUAAUUCCAGAAAGUCCACGUUGGUUAUUAACUAAAGGUUAUAAGGUCAAGGCCAGGAAAAUAAUAACCAAAGUUGCUGAAGUCAACAAGAAAAUAAUAAGUGAAGCAGUUAUUAAUACAAUAAAAGUUCCAGCAAAUAUCACUACUGCUAAAUUCUGGAAACUGUGUUCAACUAAGAAACGGUGUCUAAGAACUUUUGUUAUUUAUUUCAUGUGGUUUGCAACAAGUGUCACUUAUUUUGGAAUUAUGUUAAAUUUAGAGUCGUUAGUUGGAGACAUAUACCUGAAUCUUGUUCUAGCAACGAUUGUGGAAGCCGUUUGUGUUAUAGUAGUUUUAUUAACGGUAGAACGGUUAGGACGAAAAAGACUUCUGUGUGGCUGUUUUCUACUGGGGAGUAUAGCUUUAAUAGCUGUAAUAUUAAUUAUAUUAUACACACCACCAGAUGUCAAGUGGCUUAUUACGUGUUUUACUCUCUUGGGUCAAUGUGGAAUUAACGGCGCUUUUGCCUUAUGCUGGUUAUGGACAAGUGAACUAUUCCCAACCGAAUUAAGAAAUGUUGGUACUGGUACAAGUUCUGCUUCAGCAAGAAUCGGAUCAGUGGUUGCACCUUAUUUAAAACUUUUAGGUAGUUUAAUGCCAGGUAGAUUUGAAGAGGUUUCGCCAUUCAUUUUAUUCUGUAUUGUGUGUAUAAUUGCUCUGGUGUUGACCUUAUUUCUGCUGCCAGAAACAUUUCAUCAGAAUCUACCAGAUACUGUUGAAGAUGCUGAACGAUUAGGAGACGGAUCUGGUGAUGCUGUUGAUGAAAAGGAAUUAGCUGCCAGUAUGUUAGGAACUGAAGUAAAUGGCGAUGCAUCGCUUGUUAUUUGACACCCUAUCUUUCUUUAGGGCGCUGGUUUGUGACAAGUGCAUUUUAAGACCUUUUACCACUGUUCUCCCUCCAUACAUGAAAAAUAUAAGAAUAUAUUUAAAACAAAAUUAAAAUUGAGACUAUUUGUCAAGAAUGUUCUAUUUGGACAGUUCUAUAAAAGUUCUAUGAGUGUUUGAAGUUUUCACAAGAUAGUCUUAAUUGUCAAGUACAAUUGUUACGAUACUGAAUGAAGUCUCGAUUAUCGUUAAAUCAUUUAAUGGCUAAAGUGGUCUAAGUCAUUCAAUAUCAAGACCAUCCGAUGGCGUAAAUGUAAAUAACAUUUGAAUCUAGAAAACU